AUGCUAUCCGCUCUCCUUGCCUUUCUUUUCCUCACUACGAGCUGUGUCGCUCAGCUUCCGCCAUUGACUGCUUGGUCGGCUACGCCUUUCAACCCUACGUCAUUGCCUCUCGCGGUCAAGUCAUCAUAUCUCAACAUAUGGGCGCCAUUAGGGUACGGAAAUGGCUCUGCAGCUCUGAGCGAUGCAUGGCCGAGAAAUUGGGACAGAAGCCUUACCCCUUUGGGAUGGUACGGGUCAAUUCGUGUGGACGGGACCGCAUAUCGGUUUCUCGGUGAAUCAAACAAACCAGCUGCCAAUAUCAACACUCUUCAGAAAGGUUUUUCUUUCACUCCAACGCGAUCAUCGUAUCUUUAUCAAACUGGUCCGGUCAACGUGAAUAUAACUUUCCUGAGCCCGGUUGAGCCCACCGACCUGGUUCGACAAUCGAUGCCAUUUUCGUACAUGUCCAUCACCGUCCAGCCAAACGAUGGAGGUUCUCACAGUGUCCAACUUUACUCGGACGUAUCGGGAGAAUUUAUUGGUGGUAAUUUUAGAGUGCCAGUGAACUGGACGAUCAAUGAAUCGAGCGAUUUCGUGUACUUACAAAUGAGCCCCUCUUCGCCCUUGCCAUACCAAGAACUCAAUAAGCGGCCGCAAGACGGGACGUUGUAUUAUUGCAUGAAGAAGGCAAAUGGCGUAUCUUGGCAAAUUGCAAAUGCCACAGUGAUGCGCGAACAGUUUAAUAACGGAUCUAUUACCAGUCUUUCAAAGACAUCUGAUGGCACUUUUCACGCUGUUGGCCAACCAUAUUUUGACACCCUAGCCAUUGCAGUCGACCUCGGAACUGUUUCCUCUGUGACCGACCCAGUGGUGUACGCUUUGGGUGUAGUACGUGAUCCAGUCGUGCAGUACGCCAACCGAUAUGUGCAGAUUGAGAAGCGAAGUUCGUAUUACUGGUCAAACUUCUCCAAUAUCCAUGACGUUAUCAAUGACGUCUUAAACCAUUUUGAUGAUGCUGUGACUGCCGCGACAAACCUGGAUAACCAAAUUCUCAGCGCCGCAGGGCAGGUCUCAACCAGUUAUGCUGACAUCCUAAGCCUCUCCACCCGGCAAGUCAUGGGCGGACUUGAAUAUACACUUCUCAAAGAUGACUCUGGCAAUUUCAAUGCGUCGGAUGUGAAGGCGUUUAUCGAUGAUAUGGGUGGUAUAGGCUCCGGCGGAGUAAGCGCCGUCGAUGUGUUGUAUGCCGCGAUGCCUGCGUAUUUAUAUCUUAAUCCUGAUAUUCUCACUUACCUCUUGAGUCCGCUAAUGGAAUACCAAGAGAGUACACAAUACACGAAUCCAUACGCCGCGCAGGACCUGGGCAUUGCAUUUCCGAAUGCCACGGGAAAUGCCAACGGGCACAACCAAAAAAUUGAACAUUCCGCGGAUAUGAUUAUCAUGAGCUUGGCGCAUGCUCAGGCUUCCGGUGACGGCCGUCUCAUUAGCCAACACUAUGAUCUCCUUAACAAAUGGGCUAACUACUUGGUUAAUAAUACUAUGACUCCUGGAGAUCAGACAGCGUCACUCUCAGAUUCUAUAGACGCAAACAAUCAGACAAAUGUUGUGCUGAAAGGCAUCAUUGGCAUUGGCGCUAUGGCUAAGAUAAGCGGCUAUACGGGACAUACGGCCGACCAAACCAAAUUUAAUACCAUUGCACAGCAAUAUACACAGCAGUGGACGAGCAUUGCAGCUGGCAGUGGUUCUUCUCAGAUUUCGAUAAGCUUCGGCUCGUUGAACUCAGGAUUGAUCUAUAACUUGUAUGCGGAGAAACUGCUGCAACUCAACCUUAUUCCGAGCUCGGUGUAUGAUACUCAAACACAGUUCUACAAGUCACAGCUUUCACUGUGGAAAUAUGGCAUUCCCUUGGAUACCUCAAACACUUCAUCAGUUACACGUUCUGACUGGAUGAUGUUUGCUGCGGCUAGCGCAACUGAUAUAUCCGUACGAGAUGCCAUGCACUCGCAAAUCCACGACUAUAUAUCGGCAUUUUUACCACAAAACCUUCCGUUUCCAAUCCUAUAUGAUCCACGUGCUGGAACGCAGAUAGGAGGAGAGAACAGCCCGGCAAUAGGAGCCACGUUUGCGAAUUUAGCAUUGAAUCUGCCGAUUAAGUCAAUCUCAGUGACAGGUCCACCUGUAGGUGGAAAUAAUGCAAAAAACACAGCAGCUGUCGUCGGCGGUGCUGUUGGGGCCACCCUGGGUGUGUUAAUCAUCGUUGGCGCAGGCAUAUUCUUCUAUCGCCGUCGUCGAAGCAAUCAAGAGUUGGCCAGCAAGUACAACCGCGUCGAUUGCACUCGAUCCGGGAAUUACCCACCCAGCUCCCUGCUCGCGCUCAAUCCGCCGGAUUCGGCUGCACGGUCGGACAUGACAGAACUGACCGUUACCCCGUAUACAAACCAGUCUGUCGAUGAUGGUGGCUCCUUCAUUAAUAUCACUGGGUCGACCGUUGCUCCUCCAACGCCCUCUGGCACGCUGACGGUGUCUGCAAAAGACUGGGAAAGUAGAAACGCGGUGUGUGGGAAAUAUUCCAAAGCGCCGCCAAGCUCGACAGGCUCGAAUACGUUGGGGCCUAACCCGCUACCAGACCCUCCUCGCAUGAACCCACGACGGGGUAAUUGGAGAGCUGAAGUGGAAGCUCUGCGGCGGGAAAUCGAGCAGAUUAAGCGGGAGCGAGACAGGUUAGUAGCACCACCGCCGGCGUACGAGAACGAACUUCGAAGGCUGCAGGCUAUGGGUUCGCGAUAACGCAUCGUCUAUUUGUUCCAUUUCUUCUUCUUCCCUUCCAGUAUGCUUUCUAUGGCCCGGCAUUGACUUGCCUAAUGCGCCUGAGAGAAAGCAAAUUACCAGCUCUCUCAGUAGAGUAUAUUGUUUUUACAGUGUGGGGAUCAACGCAUCGAGCCUUCCGAGACAGGAUUGACCUAAUUCUGUUUCUA
Fomitiporia mediterranea MF3/22 is the source of this 2954-nucleotide messenger RNA. Its product is annotated as DUF1793-domain-containing protein. The coding region runs from base 1 to 2766 and encodes 921 amino acids. Gene Ontology annotation, biological process: carbohydrate metabolic process. The transcript is spliced from 18 exons. NCBI's taxonomy places the organism in Eukaryota, Fungi, Basidiomycota, Agaricomycetes, Hymenochaetales, Hymenochaetaceae. The record is from RefSeq and is a predicted model, not a curated record.